Messenger RNA from Syzygium oleosum, 1004 nucleotides. Its product is annotated as Golgi apparatus membrane protein-like protein ECHIDNA. Gene Ontology annotation, cellular component: Golgi membrane. The transcript is spliced from 6 exons. The record is from RefSeq and is a predicted model, not a curated record. Gene Ontology annotation, biological process: protein secretion; vesicle-mediated transport. The coding region runs from base 172 to 723 and encodes 183 amino acids. Lineage: Eukaryota; Viridiplantae; Streptophyta; Magnoliopsida; Myrtales; Myrtaceae.
CAGAAAAGACUUCUUGAAAACCUUCACCCCCACCCAAAAACCAAUCCAUCCUCUCUCCUUCCUCUUCAAGAUCACGAGAUUUGUUCAUGAAGAUCGCCGUCUGACCUGGAAUUCCUCCGCCACCGCCGCCGAUCCACCUCGUCCGCCGCCGCCGCCGCCGCAUCGUCCGCCAUGGAUCCCAGCCAGCCUGUAGUAGAAAACUACGCGAACCCAAAGACAUGUUUCUUUCACGUUGUCUUCAAGGCUGCUGCUUUGGCGUUUUACAUAUUAUCUGCUCUCUUCUUCGAUAAUUUUGUCAUCAUUUUUGUGGUGACGGUCUUCCUUGGUGCUCUAGACUUUUGGGUUGUGAAAAAUGUGAGUGGGCGUAUCUUAGUGGGUUUGAGGUGGUGGAAUGAGAUAGAUGAUAAUGGUGAGAGUGUUUGGAGAUUUGAAUGCCUUGAUCAGGAGUCAAUGGCGCGGAUGAAUAAGAAAGAUUCGUGGUUGUUCUGGUGGACUCUUUACCUUACGGCAGUCGCGUGGACUAUCCUUGGUAUAUUCUCACUUAUAAGGUUCCAGGCUGACUAUCUCCUUGUAGUUGGCGUUUGUUUGACUCUCAGCAUUGCAAAUAUUGUGGGCUUCACCAAGUGCCGCAAAGAUGCCAAGAAGCAGAUUCAGGCAUUUGCUACCCAGACGAUUGCCUCUCGAUUUUCUUCUACGAUACAAUCGGCAUUUAGCGUCGUUUGAACCGCAUAUACCGCAAAGUAAACCUCGAGGGAAGAAUUCGCAUGAAGGUGAGACGUGAAAUGUGGUAGCAACUUGUGUAAAGAUGAUACCGAUGACUGUACUGGCCAGUUUUGGAUACGAUUCUUUCUAAUGGGAAAAAAGGGAAGUCUUGGGUCGAAUUUCUGUAGGAUACAUAAAUUUUACACUGUGCUUAUUGUAUCUCUCCCUCUCAUAGUACCAUGGACUUUGUAAUGAGCUCUUAAGCUGAAUGAUUUGAGUGUUCUCUGCGGUUUCUGUUUCGA